Messenger RNA from Haemorhous mexicanus (house finch), 1758 nucleotides. RefSeq names its product NFKB inhibitor alpha (gene NFKBIA). The transcript has 6 exons. Gene Ontology annotation, molecular function: protein binding. The coding region runs from base 117 to 1058 and encodes 313 amino acids. NCBI's taxonomy places the organism in Eukaryota, Metazoa, Chordata, Aves, Passeriformes, Fringillidae. The record is from RefSeq and is a predicted model, not a curated record.
GGCUGGAAAUUCCCGUCCUCCGCGGCUCCUCCCCCGCAGAAAUCCCCCGGCCGCGCUGUAUAUGCGAGGCGCCGCCGCCGCCGCCGCUCACUCGCAGUGCCCGCAGCUCCGCCGCCAUGAUCGCUGCUCGCCGCGCCGCCGAGCCGCCCGCCAUGGACGGCUACGAGCACCCCAAGAAGGAGCGUCAGGGCGCCUUUGCGCUCGACGACCGCCACGAUAGUGGCCUGGACUCCAUGAAAGAGGAGGAGUACCGGCAGCUGGUGAAGGAGCUGGAGGACAUACGGCUGCAGCCCCGCGAGCCGCCCGCCUGGGCACAGCAGCUGACGGAGGACGGGGACACUUUUCUGCACUUGGCCAUUAUUCACGAGGAAAAAGCCCUGAGCCUGGAGGUGAUCCAGCAGGCAGCCGGUGACCGGGCUUUCUUGAACUUCCAGAACAACCUCAGCCAGACUCCUCUUCACCUGGCAGUGAUAACUGAUCAGCCUGAAAUUGCUGAGCAUCUUCUGAAGGCCGGAUGCGACCUGGAAAUCAGGGACUUCCGAGGAAACACCCCCCUGCACAUCGCCUGCCAGCAGGGCUCCCUCAUGAGCGUCAGCGUGCUCACGCAGUACUGCCAGCCACACCACCUCCUGGCUGUCCUGCAGGCAGCCAACUACAACGGACAUACGUGUCUUCAUUUAGCAUCUAUCCAGGGGUACCUGGGUAUUGUGGAGUAUCUGCUGUCCUUGGGAGCAGAUGUAAAUGCACAGGAGCCAUGCAAUGGCAGAACAGCACUACAUUUGGCAGUGGAUCUGCAGAAUUCAGAACUGGUGUCACUUUUGGUGAAACAUGGGGCAGACGUGAACAAAGUGACCUAUCAGGGCUAUUCCCCAUAUCAACUCACAUGGGGAAGAGACAACUCCAGCAUACAGGAACAGCUGAAGCAGCUGACCACAGCUGACCUGCAGAUGCUGCCAGAAAGUGAGGAUGAAGAGAGCAGUGAAUCGGAGCCUGAGUUCACGGAGGAUGAACUUAUAUAUGAUGACUGCCUUAUUGGAGGACGACAGCUGGCAUUUUAAAGCAGAGCUUUCUCUGAAAAGAAGUGACUGUAUACAUAUGUAUAGAAAAAGGAGUGACUUUCUUCACCUGAAAAGAAAGUCACAAUGUGGAGAGAAAAAAGAGCAGGGAAAUACUACACUGCCCAGCAAGGAGAAGGAGCACGUUAUUGUAACAGGACAGUUCCAGGAUCUCCCUUGUGUUUAAAUAAGGAGUGGGAUGUGUAACAUCAGUACAGAUCUGUGAUUAUUCACACCACCUGAUAAAGAGCCACAUAGCCAAUGUUCUCAGCCCUGCAAAGGUAACAGACUACACAUCCAACCUGCUCGUUACAGGGACCUUUCUUGUGGUAUCAAGUACUACAGGGAACAAGUGACCUUUCGUGGCAGGGUGGCCUCAUGCCAACACCCCUUUUCAGAGACUCUACGUUCAUUUGUGCUGGGCAGGUGGCAGUCCCUGUCCUUUCUGACUGACCUCAGCUGCUCUCAGUGAGGCUUCACAGGUGGAGGAGUCAGACCAAGGGACUGGUGCCAUCUUGUCUCUUAGGCAAAAGUAGCAAUAAUGUUAACUGUGGGCAUUGGAAAAGUGUGUUUCACACUGUGUGUGUCAUAAUUGCUACACUUUUUAGCAACUGUAUAUUGUGUAAAUACUGUAAAUUUUUUGUUUAUAAUUAUUUUGGUACAUGUGAGAUAUGUAUUUAUUAAAAAAAGUCAGCUUACCAUA